This is a messenger RNA of Lates calcarifer (barramundi perch), 15295 nucleotides long. It is a transcript of the gene mycbp2, whose product is annotated as MYC binding protein 2. NCBI's taxonomy places the organism in Eukaryota, Metazoa, Chordata, Actinopteri, Centropomidae. The record is from RefSeq and is a predicted model, not a curated record. Gene Ontology annotation, cellular component: nucleus.
UGCUAGCGACGCAAGACUCUGCCUGGGAGGGGAGGGAUGAUGGAGCUAAGAUGGCAGCCCAACUGAGGGUGCUGCCUCUCCGGGGUCAAGAAAUAUUCAAGGAACGAAUAAAAACCGAAAUACGACAAGGCGGUAUUUGGGAAUGAAUGUUGACGUUUCUGCGAUUUUACAAAAAAAAAAAAAUCUGCUAUGGCUUGAGAAAAUAUAUUUUCAGGCGACAAGCACCGUGUUGACGCUUUGGCCGGAUCGGAAGACAGACCGUAGUUGCACCACCAGAUUGGCUACAAUUUGCGCUUAUAUUAACCGUGGACCGUGGAUGCUAAUUGUGGUAUUUCUGCAACUUGGAAUGGGCAAAUUAUGUGACAUGUGGAGGAUUUAAUGUCAAGAGGAUUGCAUCUGAUGGCUAGAUAUCAUCUAGCUGUGAUAUCUUUUGAGUGAUAUAUGCAUUGUUCUCCAAAACGAUGAUGUGUGCUGCUGCGGCAGCGGCCGCCGGUGGUGGGAUUCUAUCCUCCUCAUCACCGUCGAUGGGGCUGGGUGUCAGGGUCAUUUCUGGAGCAGGAGCCGAUCUCUCCACCAUUGGUUCGGGUAUGGGUUCUUGUCCGACCCCCGGAGCCCAGUCGGAUUGUCGGACUCGGUACCAGCUUUUACUCUCAGGACGAGCUCUGGCGGAGAGAUACAGGCGGAUUUAUACCACCGCAAUCAACGAUAAAGAGCAAGGGAUAAAUCAAGGAAGGGGAAAGAAGGCUUUGAGUAAGAAGAAACUCAAAAGGCGACAGAAGGUCAAGUCAAAAGUCAAAUCAAGAACAAAGGCUGAGAGUCUAGAUGGAGCCCUCUGCGUGCCGGACAUCAAGCUGCACAGCAACCCAUCUGCAUUCAACGUCUACUGCAAUGUGCGGCACUGUGUGCUGGACUGGCAGCAGAGAGAGGCCUCCCUAGCGCUGGCCUCCAGGAGCUCGGUGCAGAGUGGCGACUCAGACAGCGAGGAGGAGGAAGAGUACCGCGAGCCAGCCGUCAAACUGCCAAAGAUCAUUGGCAUUGGACUGUGUGGGGUUUUUGAGCUGAUAAAAGAGACUCGGUUCUCUCACCCUUCACUGUGCCUGCGUAGUCUGCAAGCCUUGUUGGACAUGCUGCAGGGACAACAGCCCGAGGGCUUUCAGACUGAGCCUCCUGACGUUCUAGAGUCUCUAUUCCAGUUGUUGUUGGAGACCACGGUCCGAAGCACAGGGCCCAAUGACCCGACGGGACAGGCUAUCACUGCCCUGUCCUGCGCCUGCCUCUUCAGUCUGGUGGUGGCCUGGGGAGACACCGGCAAAAUCCUGCAGGCUGUGUCUGCCAUCCUCACCAAUAAUGGCAGCCACGCCUGCCAGACGAUACAGGUGCCCACCAUAUUGAAUGCACUACAGAGGAGUGUACAGGCUGUCCUCGUGGGGAAGAUUCAAAUUCAGGAUUGGUUUGGGAACGGCAUCAAACGAGCGGCCCUGAUGAACAAGUGGAUCCUGAAAGAGGUGGCAAUUGACGACGAUGAGCGUUGUCUUCUGCAGACAGAUGGCUCCUUCCUGUAUUUGCUCUGCAAGGACGGACUCUACAAAGUGGGCUCUGGAUACAGUGGCACUGUCAGGGGCCAUGUGUACAACUCCACAUCUCGAAUCAGGAAUCGAAAGGAGAAGAGGUCAUGGCUGGGCUUUGCUCAGGGUUACUUGUUGUAUCGGGACACAAGUAACCACAGUAUGUCGGCCGUCAAGAUCAACCCUGAGACUCUGGAGCAUGAGGGGACAGUCGCUAUGCCAGGUCAACACUCAGAUGGGCAGAACAUCAUCUUCACAGAUGGAGAGUACAUCAACCAGAUCGCAGCCUGCAAAGAUGAUGGUUUUGUGGUGCGGAUCUAUACUAUGAGCUCAGACCCGGCCCUGCAGCAGGAACUGCAGCUGAAGCUGGCAAGGAAGUGUCUGCACGCCUGCGGCAUCUCUCUCUUUGACCUCGAGAAGGAUCUGCACAUCAUCAGCACAGGAUUUGAUGAAGAGGCAGCAUUGCUUGGAGCAGGCAGGGAGUUUGCUCUGAUGAAGACCGCCUCAGGAAAGAUCUACUACACAGGAAAGUACCAGAGCCUGGGUAUAAAGCAGGGAGGCCCGUCAGCAGGAAAAUGGGUUGAACUGCCUGUUACAAAGUCUCCUAAGAUUGUUCAGUUCUCAGUUGGACAUGAUGGCUCUCAUGCCCUGCUAGUAGCCGAGGACGGUAGCGUGUUCUUUACAGGCUCCGCCAGCAAGGGAGAGGAUGGAGAGUCCACAAAAAGCCGCAGACAGCCCAAACCGUACAAGCCUAAGAAGAUGAUCAAACUAGAGACCAAGACGGCAGUGUAUACAGCAUGCAACAAUGGCAGCAGCAGCAUUGUCACCAAGGAUGGAGAGCUCUACAUGUUUGGCAAAGAUGCCAUUUACAGUGACAGUACCUGCCAGGUGACAGACCUGAAAGGUCACUUUGUAACUCAGGUUGCCAUGGGCAAGGCCCAUACAUGUGUCCUGACCAAGAGUGGUGAAGUGUGGACAUUUGGUGUGAAUAAUAAGGGCCAGUGUGGCAGAGACACUGGGGCAAUGAGCCAGGCAGGGAAAGCGUUUGGUGUGGAGAGCAUGGCCACAGCCAUGGAUGAAGACCUGGAGGAUGAGCUGGAGGAGAAGGAGGAGAAGAGCAUGAUGUGCCAGCCAGGCAUGCACAAGUGGAAGUUGGACCAGUGCAUGGUCUGCACAGUAUGUGGAGACUGCACUGGCUACGGUGCCAGCUGUGUCAGCAGUGGACGGCCAGAUAGAGUACCAGGAGGUAUCUGUGGCUGUGGGUCUGGAGAGUCUGGCUGCUCAGCGUGUGGCUGCUGCAAGGCCUGUGCUAGGGAGCUUGAUGGUCAGGAGGCCAGACAGAGAGGCAUCUUCGAUGCUGUGAAGGAGAUGAUUCCUCUGGACCUGCUGCUAGCUGUGCCUGUCCCUCCCCCUCCAGGAGUGAACAUCGAAGAACACAUUCAGAUCCGUCAGGAGGAGAAACGACAGAGGAUCAACCGCCGGCACAGGCUGGAGGAGGGCAGAGGCCCCCUUGUUUUUCCUGGUCCCAUUUUUAUGAACCAGCGUGAGCAGGCCCUAGCCAGAAUAAGACCCCUUCAGGCACUAAGGCAUAAACGGGACAAGCACAAAGAUGGUAGCAGUGAGCGAGGAGAGAAGGAUGCCAGCAAAAUCACCACUUACCCCCCAGGGGCAGUGAGAUUUGACUGUGAGCUCCGAGCUGUGCAGGUCAGCUGCGGAUUUCACCACUCAGUGGUGUUGAUGGAAAAUGGAGAUGUCUACACGUUUGGUUACGGUCAACAUGGGCAGCUCGGACAUGGAGAUGUCAACUCCAGGGGUUCUCCAACUCUGGUGCAGGCUCUUCCAAGUCCGAGUGUCCAGGUAACAGCCGGCAGUAACCACACAGCAGUGCUCCUGAUGGAUGGGCAGGUCUUCACAUUUGGCAGCUUCUCGAAAGGGCAGCUUGGCCGGCCCAUCCUAGACAUGCCCUACUGGAACGCCAAGCCAUCUCCCAUGCCCAACAUUGGUGCCAAAUAUGGACGAAAGGCUACCUGGAUCGGUGCCAGUGGAGACCAGACGUUCCUGCGGAUCGAUGAGGCUCUUAUCAACUCCCAUGUCUUAGCUACUUCAGAGAUCUUUGCCAGCAAACACAUUAUUGGCCUCGUGCCCUCCUCUGUGUCUGAGCCACCUCCAUUUAAAUGCUUGCUUAUCAACAAAAUGGAUGGAAGCUGCAGGACCUUCAAUGACUCUGAGCAGGAAGACCUGCAGGGAUUUGGUCUGUGUCUGGACCCUGUGUAUGAUGUCAUAUGGAGGUUCUUGCCGGCGGCAAGAGAGAUUUGGUGCUACAAUGCAGUAAUAGCUGAUGCCAGGAUGCCCUCUGCCACAGAUCUACAGGCUCGCUGUAGCAUCCUUAGUCCAGAGCUUGCUUUGCCCUCAGGAUCACACGCAACCACCACUCGCUCUCACGGAGCCCUACACAUCCUUGGUUGCUUGGAUACUUUGGCAGCCAUGCAGGAGCUAAAGAUGGGUGUAGCCAGUGCAGAGGAAGAGACCCAGGCAGUGAUGAAAGUCUACUCCAAGGAGGACUACAGUGUGGUGAACCGCUUUGAGAGUCAUGGUGGUGGUUGGGGUUACUCAGCCCACUCUGUAGAGGCCAUCCGCUUCUGUGCUGAUGCAGACAUCCUGCUGGGUGGCUUGGGCCUGUUUGGGGGUCGAGGGGAGUACACUGCCAAGAUCAAGCUUUUUGAGCUGGGACCUGAUGGAGGUGACCAUGAGACAGACGGCGAUCUGCUCGCUGAGACUGACGUACUGGCCUAUGACUGUGCUGCCAGGGAGAAAUAUGCCAUGAUGUUUGAUGAGCCAGUGCUGCUGCAGCUGGGCUGGUGGUAUGUGGCAUGGGCCAGAGUGUCUGGUCCCAGCAGUGACUGUGGCUCUCAUGGACAGGCUACCAUUACCACUGAUGACGGUGUGGUCUUUCAAUUUAAAAGCUCUAAGAAGUCAAACAAUGGCACAGAUGUCAAUGCGGGUCAAAUACCUCAGCUGCUCUACAGGCUUCCUUCAAAUGAUGGCAACGCAUCUAAGGGGAAACAGCAGACCAGCGAACCGGUCCAUAUCCUGAAGCGCUCAUUUGCUCGCACUGUCUCUGUGGAGUGCUUUGAGUCUCUACUGAGUAUUCUUCACUGGAGCUGGACCACCUUGGUUCUGGGUGUGGAGGAGCUGCGAGGGCUGAAGGGCUUCCAGUACACAGCCACCCUGCUGGACCUUGAGAGACUGCGCUUUGUUGGCACAUGCUGCCUUCGCCUGCUCAGGGUCUACAUCUGUGAGAUCUUCCCCAUUGCUGCCAGCACCAAAGCUGUGGUGGAGGAGUCAAGCAAGCUGGCAGAGUGCGUGGGAAAGACACGCAGCCUGCUGAAGAAGAUCCUGUCAGAAGGCAUGGACAACUGCCUGACCAAACUGGACAAUGACCCCCAGGGCUACUUGUCUCAGCCUCUUACCCUGCUGGAGGCUGUGCUGCAGGAGUGCCACAACACCUUCACUGCCUGCUUCCACUCCUUCUACCCAACCCCAGCUCUGCAGUGGGCUUGCCUCUGUGACCUGCUCAACUGUCUCGAUCAGGACAUUGCUGAAGCCAACUUUCGCACAUCCAGCAGCCGUCUGCUCGCGGCCGUAAUGUCAGCUCUAUGCAACACCUCAGUCAAGCUGACAUCCAUCUUGCCCAUUGCAUAUGACGGGGAAGUGCUGCUGCGUUCACUGGUCAAACAAGUCAGCACAGAAAACGACUCAGCCCUCGCUCACCGCUUCCCCCUGCUGGUGGCCCAUAUGGAGAAACUAAGCCAUACGGAGGAGAACUUGAUGGGCAUGACCAGUUUCCGGGAGGUGCUAGAGAAGAUGCUGGUGAUUGUUGUGCUGCCAGUGAGGAAGAGUUUGAGGAAGGAGGUGGAGCUGUUCUCCCCACACCUGGUCUCCAACACCUGUGGUCUGCUGGCCUCCAUCGUCUCUGAGCUCACAGCCUCUGCCCUGGGUUCUGAGGUGGAUGGGUUGAACUCGCUCCACUCCGUGAAAGCAUCUCCCAACCGCUUCACAAAAACGAGCCAAGGCCGGAGUUGGAACACAGGCAAUGGCUCUCCAGAUGCCAUCUGUCUGACAGUGGACAAACCAGGUGUUGUGCUGGUGGGCGUCUGUGUCUACGGAGGAGGGGGCAUCCAUGAGUAUGAACUAGAGGUGCUGGCUGAUGAUGCGCAGACAGAGCACCCAGGGGACUCCGCACAUUCACACAGGUGGACAUCUCUUGAGCUGGUGAAGGGCACCUACAGCACUGAUGAUUCUCCCAGUGAUAUUGCUGAGAUUCGCCUGGAUAAGGCUGUGCCACUCAAGGAAGGGGUGAAGUACGCUGUUCGAUUGCGAAACUACGGCAGCAGGACAGCCAAUGGGGAUGGAGGUAUGACCACAGUGCAGUGCUCUGAUGGUGUGUCCUUCACCUUCAGCACCUGUAGCUUGAGUAGCAAUGGGACCAACCAGACCAGAGGACAGAUCCCGCAGAUUCUCUAUUACAGGAGUGAGUAUGAUGGGGACCUCCAGUCUCAGCUACUGAGCAAAGCCAAUGAGGAAGACAAGAACUGCAGCAGAGCCCUAUCUGUUGUCAGUGCUGUGGUCAGAGCUGCAAAGGACCUGCUUCACAGGGCAUUUGCUGUCGAUGUGGAUGAUAUUCCUGAGUUAUUGAGUUCCUCCAGCCUGUUCUCCAUGCUCCUACCCCUUAUCCUUGCCUACAUUGGCCCCGUGGCUGCAUCUGUACCGAAGGCUGCUGUAGAGGUCUUUGGACUGGUUCAGGAGCUGUUACCUGCCGUCUCUGCUCUCAACCAAAAAUACGCCCCUCCUACCUUCAACCCAAACCAGUCAACAGACAGCACAACUGGCAAUCAGCCUGAGCAGGGCCUGUCAGCUUGCACCACAUCAAAUCACUACUCAGUAAUGGAGAGUGACCACCCUUACAAGCAAGCAGGUGUCACACAAUACAGGGUAUCGUUCCCAGACUGUGUCCGUUGGACCACCAUUGAGUUUGAUCCACAGUGUGGCACUGCACAGCCAGAGGAUGUCCUGCGUCUGCUCAUCCGCCGAACCCUCCACCUGUCCAGCCUGGGGGGCAAACCUCUGAUCCAUGACACCAUCAACACCUGGACUGAGCUCAAGAAGUUCUCAGGCUCCACAGGCUGGCCAACCACUGUCCUUGUGCUGCCAGGAAAUGAAGUUCUGUUCUCACUCGAAACAGCCUCAGAUUAUGUCAAAGACGAGAAAGCUUGCUUCUACGGCUUUAAGUGUGUGGCAGUGGGGUACGAAUUCAACCCUGGCCCCGAUGAGGGUAUUAUUCAACUGGAGAAAGAGCUUGCCUACCUGGGCAGUGUGUGUGCUGCAGCUCUAAUGAAGAAAGACCUGGCCCUCCCUAUAGGCAAUGAAUUGGAGGAGGAUCUUGAGAUUCUCGAGGAAGCCUCUUUACAGGUGUGUAAGUCCCACUCAGGGAUCCUCGGGAAGGGUCUGGCCUUGUCUCACUCCCCCACCAUCCUAGAGGCUCUGGAGGGAAAUCUGCCCCUCCAUCUCCAAACCAACGAACACUCUUUCCUUGAGGACUUCAUCACCUGUGUACAGAACUCAAGUGGAGGUCGUCUGGCCAGGUGGCUGCAGCCAGACUCUUAUGCCGACCCUCAGAAGACAUCUCUGAUCCUGAACAAAGAUGACAUACGCUGUGGAUGGCCAACUACUGUGGUCGUACAGACCAAAGACCAGUAUGGAGAUGUGGUGCAUGUUCCCAACAUGAAGGUGGAGGUAAAGGCUGUGCCUGUUUCACAAAAGAAGUCAAUGCAGCCUGAGAAUGUGAAGAAGCUGCAGCGGCUACCUGGAAGCUCCUCCCCUUCGUCCUCUGGCCCCGACCUUACUUUUGGAGGUCUGCCAAUGCCCAAGCUGGAGGCCACGUACGAGCCCAUGAUUGUGAAAGAAGCUCGAUACAUUGCUAUUACCAUGAUGAAGGCAUAUGAAAACUACUCCUUUGAAGAGCUGCGUUUUGCUUCCCCCACCCCAAAGAGACCCAGUGAGAAUAUGCUGAUUCGUGCCAACACUGAUGGAACCUACAGCGCCAACUGGACUCCAGGAGCAGUAGGCCUCUAUACGAUCCACGUCACCAUUGAUGGCAUUGAAAUAGAUGCUGGUUUGGAGGUAGAAGUCAAAGACCCUCCCAAAGGCAUGAUACCACCUGGAACUCAGAUGGUGAAGCCAAAGGCUGAACCUCAGCCUAGCAAGGUCCGCAAAUUUGUGUCCAAGGACAGCGCAGGCCUGCGUGUGCGUAGUCACCCCUCCCUGCAGAGUGAACAAAUAGGCAUAGUGCAUGUCAAUGGCACCAUCACUUUCAUUGACGAGAUCCACAAUGAUGAUGGUGUGUGGCUCAGGCUCAAUGAUGAAACAGUAAAGAAGUAUGUUCCCAGCAUGAAUGGGUACACUGAAGCCUGGUGCCUCUCUUUUAACCAGCACCUGGGCAGGAGCCUACUGGUCCCAGCCGACGAGGUCAGGGGCCAAUCGGAGGAGAACGUAAAGGAGGUGAGCAGCUGCCCUUCCCACGAGGCCCCCAUUCGGGUGCAGAACAGGGCAGGGCAGGGCGGCGGCCCGGGGCUUUAUAAGGUAGUGAAGACCGGCCCCUCUGGUCACAACAUCAGAAGCUGUCCAAACCUUAGGGGUAUCCCCAUUGGAAUGUUAGUACUUGGCAACAAGGUCAAGGCCAUAGGCGAGGUGGUCAACUCAGAGGGGACCUGGGUUCAGCUCGAUAAGAACAGUGUAGUGGAGUUCUGUGAGAGCGAUGAAGGAGAGGCCUGGUCAUUGGCCAGAGACCGCGGAGGAAACCAGUACCUUCGCCACGAUGACGAACAAGCAUUGCUUGAGCAUGGGGCCCAGACCCCACCACCCAGCCCUUUCUCUGUGCAGGCCUUCAACAGGGCCACAACUUCAAAUGGAGCACAGGGCUUUGACUAUGGCAUCUCCAACAACAAAGGCGAACGAGGGAGCAUCAUGUCCGCUGCCCGGCCCAUGUCCCCAGCCUCCAAACACCGUCAGGAGAAUCGCUCGCCCAAACAGGAGAGUCGGGGAAGCCGCUCAUCCGAACAGAGCAGGGUCAAGACGGGCGAGGGUGGACUCUCAGCCAGUGAGGCCCUCAUCCUGCGCUCAGACACGGCCAAAUUGAGGUCUGACUCUCACAGUCGCUCUCAUUCGCCCAAUCAUAACACUCUGCAGGCUCUGAAGGCAGAUGGUAGAACCUCUGGACUUCGGGCUGAAUCCCCAAACCCUGGCUCUCGCUCCUCUUCUCCUAAGCAAAAAAGUGUAUCCUCCUCAGGCAGGUCGAGUCCCUCCAACACCUCCUCCCAGCACUCCUCCUCAACCCACCACGACAAGAACCUCCCACCGAAAGUUAGUCCAUCCUCCAAAGCUCGGCUAGACCCUCCCAGGGAGAGAUCCAAAUCAGAUUCAUACACUCUGGACCCAGACACACUCAGAAAGAAGAAGGUUCCACUCACAGAGCCACUUAGAGGCCGAUCUACCUCCCCUAAACCCAAACUGUCUCCUAAAGAUCCAAAUAAAGGUGUGAUCAGUAAUGCAGAGAACCGUGUUCCUUCUCCACAUGUAACCCAAGAGAACCUCCACAGUGAAGUAGUGGAGGUAUGCACCUCUAGCGCUCUCCUCUCCAAUGAGGAUGGCAAUGAUGAGAAUGUGGAGGUCCGCAAUGCUGAAGAAGGUUCAUGUAAGGUGCAUUUCAGUAUCGGCAAAGCCCCUGUCAAAGAGGAGCUAGAGAGCCGCUCUUCACCUAAAGUUAGCCGCAAAACCUCCAGUCGACACACCCGCCCUAAGAAGGACAAAUCUGGGCCCCUCUUUAAAGGUGAGAGUACAUCAAGGGUCACAGAGCCUGCCAAACAGGCCAUGUCACCUUCUGUGGCUGAAUGUGCACGAGCAGUCUUCGCAGCAUUCCUUUGGCAUGAAGGUAUUGUCCACGAUGCCAUGGCCUGCUCCUCCUUCCUCAAGUUCAAUCCAGACUUAACCAAAGAGCAUGCCCCAAUCCGCAGUUCUCUGGGAGGACAGGGUGCAGAGGAGAAGGAAAGUAAGUUAAAGAACCGCCACUCUUUAGAGAUUUCCUCUGCACUUAACAUGUUUAACAUUGCUCCACAUGGCCCAGACAUCUCCAAAAUGGGCAGCAUUAACAAAAACAAGGUACUGUCCAUGCUGAAGGAACCUCCAUUGCCAGAGAAGUGUGAAGAUGGGAAAGGAGAGGCCGUCUCAUAUGAUAUGAGUUCUCAUCCCUCUAUGAGGGCAAAGUCAAUCUUACCGUUAACAUUGCAGCAUUUGGUGGCAUUCUGGGAGGACAUAUCAAUGGCCACCAUCAAGGCAGCAACCCAGAACAUGAUCUUCCCCAGCCCGGGCUCCAGUGCCAUCUUAAAAAAGAAGGAACACGAGAAAGACAGCAAAAAGGCAAAGAAGGAGAAGAAGAAAAGGGAGAAGGCAGAGGUGCGUCCAAGAGGGAAUCUGUUUGGAGAGAUGGCACAGCUUGCGAUGGGUGGACCGGAGAAAGACACUAUCUGUGAGCUUUGUGGGGAAUCUCACCCUUACCCUGUCACAUACCAUAUGAGGCAGGCUCACCCAGGGUGUGGACGCUACGCUGGAGGCCAGGGCUACAACAGUAUCGGCCACUUCUGUGGUGGCUGGGCUGGGAACUGUGGAGAUGGAGGCAUAGGAGGCAGCACCUGGUACCUGGUUUGUGAUCGCUGCCGUGAGAAAUACCUCAGAGAGAAACAGACUGCUGCCAGGGAAAAGGUGAAACAAUCAAGGAAGAAACCUCUGCAAGUGAAGACGCCGAGGGCGCUGCCCACAAUGGAGGCCCACCAAGUGAUCCGGGCAAAUGCUCUGUUCCUGCUGUCCCUCAGCAGUGCCGCCGAGCCCAGCAUGCUGUGCCACCAUCCUCCCCGGCCCCUGCAUUCCCAGCUGCUUCCCAGCCUCAAAGAGGGCGUGUCGGAUGAACUUCCCAAUAAAAUGGGCUGCCUCUACCUACAGACAUUAGCUAGGCAACAUACAGAGAACUUUGGGGCCUAUCAAGAUGAUAACCUCUUCCAAGAUGAGAUGAGGUAUUUGCGCUCCACAUCUGUUCCUGCGCCCUACAUUUCAGUCACCCCCGACGCCUGCCCUAAUGUGUUUGAGGAACCCGAGAGCAACAUGAAAUCAAUGCCCCCCAGUCUCGAGACCAGUCCAAUCACAGACAGCGACACAGCUAAGCGUACAGUGUUUCAGCGGUCUUACUCAGUCGUAGCCUCAGAGUAUGACAAACAGCACUCGCCCUCUCCGGCCCGGGUCAAAGCCGUGCCCAGGCGCAGGGUCCAUAGUGGUGAUGCAGAGGUGGGCUCUUCCCUGUUGAGGCACCCGUCUCCAGAGCUCUCUCGGCUGAUCUCGGCCCAUGGCUCCCUCAGUAAGGGGGAGAGGAACUUCCAGUGGCCUGUCUUGGCUUUUGUUAUCCAGCACCAUGACCUGGAGGGCCUGGAGGUGGCCAUGAGGCAUGCACUGAGGAAGUCUGCCUGCAGAGUGUUUGCCAUGGAGGCAUUCAACUGGCUGCUGUGCAACGUGAUCCAGACCACCUGUCUGCACGACAUCCUUUGGCAUUUUGUAGCAUCUCUCACCCCAUCGCCCUUUGAACCAGAGGAUGAAGAAGACGAUGAGAACAAGGGGAACAAAGAAAUUGUGGAACAGGAGAGAGACCUGGGUGUUUGCGAACACCCUCUGUCAGACAUUGUUAUCGCCGGGGAGGCAGCUCAUCCUCUUCCUCACACUUUCCACCGCCUCCUUCAGACCAUCUCCGACCUCAUGAUGUCACUUCCUAGCGGCAGCUCUCUUCAGCAGAUGGCACUUAGGUGCUGGAGUCUCAAGUUCAAGCAGUCGGACCACCAGUUCCUCCAUCAGAGCAAUGUUUUCCAUCACAUCAAUAAUAUUUUGUCCAAGUCGGAUGAUGGAGACAGUGAGGAGAGCUUCAACAUUAGUGUGCAGUCAGGCUACGAAGCAAUGAGCCAGGAUCUCUGCCUGGUGACCUGUCUGAAGGAUCUGACCAGCGUAGUGGACAUCAAGACGUCCAGUCGUCCUGCCAUGAUCGGCAGCCUCACAGAUGGCUCCACAGAGACCUUCUGGGAAUCUGGAGAUGAGGACAAGAACAAAACCAAGAGCAUCACCAUCAGCUGUGUGAAAGGCAUAAACGCCUCCAACGUGUCUGUUCAUGUGGACAACUCCAGAGACAUCGGGAACAAAGUUACAUCAGUGACGUUCCUAUGUGGAAAAGCAAUAGAGGACCUCUGCAGAAUUAAACAGGUUGACCUGGAUUCACGUCACAUGGGCUGGGUGACGAGCGAGCUUCCCGGAGGAGAUCACCAUGUGAUCAAAGUGGAACUGAAGGGUCCCGAAAACACCUUGAGAGUGCGCCAGGUGAAGGUCCUCGGCUGGAAAGAGGGUGAGAGCAUCAAGAUUCCUGGACAGAUCUCAGCCAGCAUGGCGCAGCAGAAGAACUGCGAGGCCGAGACCCUCCGAGUUUUCCGCCUCAUCACGUCUCAGGUCUUUGGGAAACUAAUCUGUGGAGAUGCAGAGCCGACUCCAGAGCAGGAGGAGAAAAACCUGCUUUCAUCACCAGAGGGAGAAGACAAGGUACCAUCUGAUGCAGACCUUAAAGAGCACAUGGUGGGAAUCAUUUUCAGCAGGAGCAAACUGACUAACCUACAGAAACAGGUGUGUGCCCACAUCGUCCAGGCCAUCCGUAUGGAGGCAACACGUGUGAGGGAGGAGUGGGAGCACGCCAUCUCCAGCAAAGAGAACGCUAACUCCCAGCCCAGUGAUGAUGAUGCCUCCUCGGACGCCUACUGCUUUGAGCUCCUGUCCAUGGUCCUGGCUCUCAGUGGCUCCAACGUGGGCCGCCAAUACCUUGCUCAGCAGCUGACACUCAUGCAAGACCUGUUCUCUCUGCUGCACACGGCUUCCCCACGAGUACAGAGACAGGUGACAUCUUUGCUCAGACGAGUCCUUCCAGAGGUGACACCGGUGCGACUCGCCAGCAUCAUCGGGGUGAAGGCCCUGCCGCCGGCAGACAUCAGCGACAUCAUCCACUCCACGGAGAAGGGUGACUGGAACAAGCUCGGCAUCCUUGACAUGUUCCUGGGCUGCAUUGCAAAAGCCCUCACUGUGCAGCUGAAAGCCAAGGGCACCACCAUCUCUGGCACAGCUGGCAUGGCUGCCGGCAAAGGGGUCACCACUGUCACGCUGCCCAUGAUCUUCAACUCCAGCUACAUCCGCAGAGGAGAGAGCCACUGGUGGAUGAAAGGCUCCACUCCCCCUCAGAUUGCAGAGAUCAUCAUAAAGCUGGUUAAAGACAUGGCAGCUGGCCACCUGUCAGAUGCUUGGUCCAGAGUCACCAAAAAUGCAAUAGCUGAGACCAUAAUAGCCCUGACGAAAAUGGAGGAGGAGCAUCGGUCCCCUGUGCGCUGUAUCGCUACCACAAGGCUGUGGCUGGCCUUAGCAUCACUGUGUGUGCUAGACCAGGACCAUGUAGACAGGCUGUCCUCUGGUCGCUGGAUGGGCAAAGAUGGACAGCAGAAGCAGAUGCCCAUGUGUGACAACCACGACGAUGGCGAGACGGCAGCCAUCAUACUGUGUAACAUGUGCGGCAACCUCUGCACCGACUGCGACCGCUUCCUCCACCUGCACAGACGCACACGCUCUCACCAGAGACAGGUGUUCAAGGAGGAGGAGGAGGCCAUAAAAGUGGAUCUCCAUGAAGGCUGCGGGAGGACCAAACUCUUCUGGCUCAUGGCUCUGGCUGACUCAAAGACAAUGAAGGCUAUGGUGGAGUUCAGAGAGCACACAGGAAAACCAGCUUCCAGCAGCUCAGAUGCCUGCAGGUUCUGUGGUACGAGGAAUGGAACCGAGCUGUCUGCAGUGGGCAGUGUCUGCUCAGACCCAGACUGCCAGGAGUACUCUAAACUGGCGUGCAGUAAGACCCACCCUUGUGGACACCCCUGUGGAGGAGUUAAGAAUGAGGAGACCUGCCUCCCAUGUCUGCAUGGCUGUGACAAGAGCACCGGCUGUCUGAAACAGGAUGCAGAUGACAUGUGUAUGAUCUGCUUCACAGAAGCCCUCUCUGCUGCUCCUGCAGUACAGCUGGACUGCACUCACGUGUUCCACCUUCAGUGCACUCGUCGUGUUCUCGAGAACCGUUGGCUCGGGCCCCGAAUCACGUUUGGGUUCAUGUUGUGUCCGAUUUGUAAGAACAAAAUCAAUCACUCAGUGAUCAAGGACCUGCUCGACCCUAUCAAAGAGCUUUAUGAGGAUGUGAGGAGGAAGGCUCUGAUGAGGCUGGAGUAUGAGGGCUUGCAUAAGAGUGAGGCAAUAACUACACCAGGAGCACGCUUCCACAACGACCCUGCUGGCUUUGCCAUGAACAGAUAUGCGUACUACGUCUGCUACAAGUGCAAGAAGGCCUACUUUGGUGGAGAGGCUCGCUGCGACGCUGAGGCAGGACAGGGAGACGACUACGACCCCAGUGAGCUGAUCUGUGGGGCGUGCUCAGAUGUCUCCAGGGCUCAGAUGUGCUCCAAGCAUGGCACAGACUUCCUCGAGUAUAAAUGUCGGUACUGCUGCUCGGUGGCCGUUUUCUUCUGCUUUGGCACCACGCACUUCUGCAACGCCUGCCACGAUGACUUCCAGAGGAUGACCAGUGUCCCCAAGGAGGAACUGCCCCAUUGUCCUGCAGGGCCCAAAGGCAAGCAGCUGGAGGGUACCGAGUGCCCUUUGCAUGUGGUUCACCCGCCAACGGGGGAGGAGUUCGCCCUGGGCUGCGGGGUGUGCAGGAACGCUCACACCUUCUAAAACAACACGAGACUUUGAGUGAAAACCAGUUUGUCUACUGUGAUUUCUGGCUGCUGCCGCUGCCGCCGCCGCUGAAGCUCAGCCGUGAAGCUUGGCUCUUAAAUUGUCAAGUCUCCUGGACACUGGACCAGGUUUCCGCUCCACGCCAAGAGUCCUCAGGUCGGCUCUUCUACCAACAUCAGUAUCCAGGCCCUGCUACCAACACGAGCUGUGGCACAUUCGGAUUCGGAGCAACCUGAACGAAAAAAAAAAGAACUUAUAGAAUUUUAAAAAAAGAAGAUUAAAAAAAAAAUAAAGAAAAUAACUUGUGACGUGUUUGCAUGCGGCCGUUGUAUUCCCUCGGCUUCUAUAGACAUUGCACACCUCCUGAUCACUGAAGUGUAACAAUACAAGAUUAAACAUUGAAUAUGAAAUAAAUUUAAGGCAACUGUUGAUCAGGGUGGGGUUAAAAAAAUAAGGAACAGGCCGUAUUUCCAGCUUCCUAACUAUAAAUUUAAAAUAUUGUUGUAUGUAAACCUUUUUCGUAAUCUUGUACAGUAUUCUCCACUGUCAAGUGCAUCAUGGGUUGACGGACAAAAAAAGAUGAGUUGGUGAAUAAGACUGUUAAGAAUAUUAUGUUUGGGCGGAAAAUAGUGUACGAUUUAUCUAAUCUUGUAUAUAACGAUACUAUUCAAAAUAGCUGUAUUCCGAAGUUGCUACUCUUCACUUCAGUUUUGUUUGAUAUUCUGGGUUAUGUUUUGAGCCAGAACUUUUAAUGAAGUGCAAUACUGGGUGUGCCUCCUAUUUUGCAGCUGUUUAACCUAUGGAAUGUAUGUCAAUAAAGCCACUGUACAUUUUUA